Molecule: messenger RNA, 5950 nt
Organism: Doryrhamphus excisus (bluestripe pipefish)
Lineage: Eukaryota; Metazoa; Chordata; Actinopteri; Syngnathiformes; Syngnathidae
Source: RefSeq, a predicted model, not a curated record
CAGCUGACAUUCUGCUCCACUCCUGAUUCGGUCUUGCUACCCCGCGGCGUUUCAAGCUCCGCACGGAGGUGCAACGUUCACCUUUAUGAUUGUGAUUAUGGAUAAACUAACAUGGUGUCCUGGAGAACAUUGAGGAUCUUCGGUGCUUUCCCGCCGUGGCCGCGCGCAGACAUCGCUCUUGCCGGACACUUGAGGGACACAAACCGCGGGAAGGGGACGUUUUCCCCCCUCGAGUGCGUGCAAACUUCCCGGCUCGCAUCCCCCACGUUUGGAGAGACUUGAUCGUUGGAUGGAGCAGACUCACUUGACGCAAACUCUGGUGCGCAGAAAGAAAGGCAUCAUUGCGUCAAAUUGAUCGCAUAGUUUGCACGUGAAGGACGGAGGAAGACUAGUAGUACCACCAGUAGUAGCACCAGUAGUAGUAGUACUAUUACUAGUAGCAAUCCAGGGACCCCCACCACCACCAGCCCACCAGCCCACAUCUGCACUCCGCUCAAGUGGGAUUUGCGCAAGUUUGCAUGCUCACUCUUUGUGUGCGCUUGUAAGAGAAGAGCCGCAGAGUUGAGGUGCCAUGGCGCAGCUGUGUGCGGGGAUUUACGUGCUCCUCCUGGCGCUGCACGUCCAAGACGUCAGCGCUCAGAUGGUCCAGAUGGACUCGAGUAAGUCGGGCUUCGUGGGCUCCCAGGUGGAGCUGCGCUGCAUCUUCAUCAACAGCAACCCACCGGUGAAGAUCUCCCAAGUCACCUGGCAGAAGCUCCUCAACGGAACCAAGCAGAACGUGGCCAUCGCCAACCCGGCUCUGGGCGUGUCCGUCCUGUCGCCCUUCAAGGAGCGGGUCAGCUUCAAGCAGGCGGCGGUCCGUCACCGCACGCCCUCGUUGGAGGACACCACCAUCGUCUUCUCCAACCUGCAGCUGCACGACGAGGCAGCGUACAUCUGCGAGUACACCACGUUCCCUGCCGGGAACCGCGAGAACAUGGUCAACCUCACCGUCUUUGCUCGCCCCAUGACUCGCAUGACCUUGACCACACCCACCAUCGUGGCCAGGGCCCAGCGUCGCAAGAUGACAGUGGCCACCUGCGUGUCGGCCAACGGGAAGCCCCCCAGCGUCAUCAAGUGGGACACCAGGCUGAAGGGGGAGGCCACCUUCCAGGAAACCCGCAACCAGAACGGCACGGUGACGGUGCGGAGCAACUACGUCAUUGUACCGGGCCGGGAGACGCACAAGCAGAAGCUGACGUGCAUCGUGACGUAUCGCAACGAGAGGUUCGCCGACAGCGUGGUGCUCAAUGUGCAGUACGAGCCCGAGGUGAAAAUCGAAGGCUUUGAUGGCAACUGGUACCUGAACCGUCAGAACGUCCAGCUGACCUGCAGGGCCGACGCCAACCCCCCUGUCACCAUCUACCAGUGGAAGCUAUUGAACGGCUCACUGCCAAGCAAUGUGGAGAUCAGGAACAACAGCCUGUUCUUCAAGGGCGCCGUGACAUACGACCUGGCCGGAACGUACGUGUGCGACGCCACCAACGGCAUCGGGACGCGCACUGGCAUCGUGGAUGUCAACAUCACAGAGAAGCCGAUGGCGCGGGGUCCCCCGGGCGGUGUUAUCGGGAUCCUGGGAGGCAUCGUGGCCAUCGGCCUCAUCAUCGGCGUGGCUGUUACCGUGGUCAUGGUCCAUCGGCGCCAGCAGAAGACCCGCACGGAGACAGAUAAUGACCUCGUCGCCGUUGCGGCUGUAGCUGACAGUUGCGUGACACAGGCUGCAGAGAAGCCAGAGUCCGCCACAAGGACCGACCUCCCGCCGGCGCACAAGCCCGCCCCUCCGCCGCCAAAGAAGAAGAACAGCGACAUGAAGGGGCACUUGACGUCUGAUGACAUCCAGGUGGUCCAUCUGGACAAAGACGAGGAGAUGCAGAAGCUCCCCCUCCAGCCACCCUAUUAUGACAUGGCGCCCUCUGAGUCCACCCCCUUCACCGAUAAGACGGACUCUGGGAAACAUCCGGAAGAGCCGCUGAACCCUGCCGAGUACAUGACCCACCAGCGCGACAUGGAGCACCUGGCCGAGUCUCAGCCCACCCAAGCACACCCGCCUGUUACCUUCCUGCCCCAGCACGCCUACGCCCAGCCCCCUUCCAAUGAGCCCAUGUACUCCAACACCGGCUUCUCCGCCCCCGGCCCUCGACCGCCUUUCCCCAAGGAGCAGUCCGUGUGACAGGGUGGUGUUUCCCGCCCCUCCAACCGGUUAUAGGUUAAACCCCGCCUCCUGCCCACUUUUUGACCCGCCCUGCUUGUUUCCAACUCGAGUGCUUUUCUACUUCCUUUGUAAAACAUUUGUUAGCACCUUCUUCGCUGGCUAGUCGACACCAUUGCUUUUCGCUUUCUUUCCGUAUCUGUCAAUCAAAAGCUUGCUUGCCUCCUGGAAAGUCGACUGUAUUGUGCAUUUGCUCCGGUGUGUUCUCGUGAAAAUAAGAAUAAUAAUAAAGAAAAAAAGAUUGUUCUCUGAUGACAAACCCUUUGACUUGCCAGGAUUGUUACGUGAUGGUGAACCCUUUGUCGCUUGGCUGUUUUUGAUUGAUAACAUUCUAACAUUCGUUAGAAGUGAAUGUUAGCACAAUUAGCUAGCAGGAAACAUGCGCACACAAUCAUGAGGGGAAAAAAAAAGGCUUGCAACGCAGGACGAUCUCUUUUUAUGAAAUAAAAUCAAGUAUUUCCAAGCAGUAGCAGGCAAAGACAUGUAGCGCCAUCGUAGUUUAGCUCCAUUGUCCAACAGGACUUGAUAAGAUCUUUGAAGAUUGAUUGGUGACGCACCCCAUACCCGCGUUUUCAUAUCUGUCACUUGUGUUGAUGCAGAGGAAGACAAUCACUCGCCUUCAAGCCUUGUUUCCACCAAGCAGCACACUUUCGCAUUGUUCUUGGUAAAAUACGUGUACCUUUUUAGCCGCUAACUGUGUGUAAGCAACUGUAAUACAGGAAGUGCAUUGUUUUGUUUUUAUCGCAUAAAGUGUUUUGAGUCUCCAGACGGCUCAUCAUGAAACAUUUAUGUGACAAUCGGUUGUACCUGCCAUUAUCAGCGACAUCCUGUGUGCACAAUGCUACUAUUGUUAGCUUACAAUCAUUAUCUUCAAGUUUACCUCCCAUUUACAGUGGUAUGAAAAAGUAUCUGAACCUUUUGGAAUUUCUCACAUUUCUGCAUAAAAUCACCAUCAAAUGUGAUCUGAUCUUUGUCAAAAUCACACAGAUGACAAAAAAAAACAGUGUCUGCUUUAAAUAAAACCACCCAAACAUUUAUAGGUUUUCAUAUUUUAAUGAGGAUAGCGUGCAAACAAUGACAGAAGGGGGGGAAAGUAACUGAACCAUCAUAUUUAAUAUUUUGUGCCCCCCCCCCCCCCCCCCCCCUUGACAGCAAUAACUUCAACCAGACGCUUCCUGUAGCUGCAGAUCAGUCUAGUUAGUCCCAGUCUGGACUAAUCUUGACCCAUUCUUCUUUCCAAAACUGCUUUAAUUCAGUCAGAUUCCUGGGAUGUCUGGCAUGAAUGGCUGUCUUGAGGUCAUGCCACUUUUUCAUACCACUGUACUGCUACUGUUUUAAGGAGCUGAGCUCGCUUCUUGGUGGAAUCGUGGAUGACUGGCAUGAGAACUUAAGACUGUUCAACAAAAAGCUUCCGUCUGUGACUUGUUUUUGUUUGUUUUGAGUAAUAAAUUCAUCGCUGAUGUCAGCAGCUGAACCAGACUAAAAGCCUGCAACUGUACAAAGCACUUGAUUGGAUACCAUACAUAAGCUAGCAUCACAUGCUUACUGUACUUACACUAUAGUACUUACUCUACAUACUACAUACACUACUUACAGUACAUACAGUACAGUACUUACAGUACAUACAGUAGAAAGGGUACAGACAGUACAGUACAUAGAGUAUAGUACUUACAGUAGCUAGAUAAGCCCUCACAAAGCAAAUUGGACUGACAUGUACUUUUGUGUGUAUUUUGUUGCCAUGUAAGUAAUAUGUACAUAUAGUGUAUGGGAAGAAAGUAGUGUGUACAAGGGAAGUAUGUACAGUAUGUUGUGUUUGUGUUGAAAGUGAAUUGAUGUUGUUGGUGGUUUUCAAAAGAGUUUUGUUUGCUUUGUUUGUUAGCGGCGGGUCGAAACGAAGGAGUUUAUUAGCGUAGCACUGAAACACAAGCUUGUCUUUUAGUGACACAUUUAAAGAAGUAUGAUGAUGGUUAUGAAAUACUGUACGUACAUGUCAGGAAGUCAUGUCAUGUUGUCAAAAGUGUCUUUUCCCGUCAGGUUUAGUUCUUACCAGGGUUGCUUUUCCACAUGUUCUUGUGUUUUUUGUACGACUGUAACAUUUACUUUUAUUUUUCUAAAUAUACAGUAUACUGUACAUAUUUAUUUAUCGGUUGGCCACACCUUCCAUUUGUGCGACAACACCUUCUCACGGAAUGAUGACAUGAUGUGAAUUGUUAGUUUUUUAUCAUGUGUGUGUAAAUAUUAACAUGUGUGGAAAAAAAAAAGCUGAAGAUUAAAGCUCACAAAUUGCCCGGCUUUCUUGUUGAAGCUUGGUGUUUUCCGUGCGUUUGGCUGCACUCGUACGAGGCGGCGCUUGAGAUUCAAGAGUGUUUGUGUUGGCAACAAAGUCAUCUUGGUAACCAUGGCAACUGUGUGGGAGAAUGCAACCAGGUCUGCAUCUCAUGACAACAAGCUACUGAUUGAACUUGAAAAAAAAAGAUUUUCCUCCACGUGGCCUUGACCAUGUUGUGAUGACUUUCCCCAGUUGCACAAAAACCAAGACAAUAAGAACGGAGUGACAUGGUAAAGGUGAGUUGCAGAAGCAUGGUAAAGUCUGCCAGAAGAAUGUCAAAUGUAGGGUAAGAAAGAAUAGCAGUGUUUUUCAAUCCCCGCAUCUCUUCGAACCUUCUGUGUAACAUAGCAACAAGCGACGCCGCACUCUCUUCUUCCUUUGACAGUGCUUCCAAUCCUGCAUGAAUCAACCUCUUUAAUGCAAACAUCCUCAUCAAAGCAGUGGUCCUUAGCUUCUGGGGAGUAACCAUGGUGACUGCAUCACCUUGUCUUGAAGAAUACUCCACCCGCCAAGUGACAUCCACUUUUGAGACCCAUAUUGCUAACAUGUCACAAAAUUAACACAACACAAACCCAACAACCACACAACUAAAAAACAUCAUCUACUCUGUUAGCCCUCAUCCAUCUAGCCAUCCAGCCAGCCAUCCAUCCAUCUAUCCAAACACCACCCAUUCAUCUAUCUAUACAUACACCACCCACCCAUCCAUCCGUCCAUCCACUAUCAUCCAUCCAUCUAACCAAACACCUCCCAGUCAUCCAUCCAUACACCACCCACCCAUCCGUCCAUCCACCAUCAUCUAUCCAUCUAUCCAAACACCACCCAUUCAUCCAUCCAUUCAUACACCACCCACCCAUCCAUCUGUCCAUCUACCAUCAUCUAUCCAAACACCACUCAUUAAUCCAUCUGUCCAUCCACCUGUCCAUCUAUCCAAACACGACCAAUCCACCCGUCCAUCCAUUCAUCCAUCCAUCCAUGCAUUCAUCCUUGCCUAAAUAAUUGGUUUGUCCUCUGAAAAACAUUUUUAAAAAUUCUGCCAGAAAAAAAAACACAAGACCGCUCCACUCAGCGCUCAUCUCCAUGGUUGUGCUGGUGGAUGUACGCCAGAUUGCCCCUCCCGCCCCUCCUCUUAGUAACCAUCAUUUAUGAGCCAACACGCAGCGCGGACUUUGUAGAAACAGAGAAAGUGACCACUUAUGAUGAACAACAACUAAAAGCAAGGAUUAAUAUAAAGUCUGGCUGUAGGAUACACAUUUUUACUGUUCAUUUUUUCUCAAGGAGGAUGAGGAGGAGAUAUCGCAAAUAUACCAUCAAAGAGAACCUUUGAUGGUAUAUUUGUCCAUGAUUAGCCUGAUGCUGUGUUUAAUGUAACUGUC